Entrophospora candida is the source of this 813-nucleotide messenger RNA. NCBI's taxonomy places the organism in Eukaryota, Fungi, Glomeromycota, Glomeromycetes, Entrophosporales, Entrophosporaceae. The record is from the annotation of a GenBank genome assembly.
AUGACGACACCUAUAACAAUUACACCAAAACCUACUACAAUACCAAUUACGUCCACAUCAUCAACACCAAUAACUGAAACUACUUCAGAAUUUAAAUCUUCCACUAGAAAAUAUCAUAAAACAGGAAAUAACCCUAUACAAGAAACACGUUCAUAUGUACCUACAAUAUUACCAAAGAAUGCUACUAUUCCUUCUACCACCACUACAUCGACUACAAAUGCAAAUUUAACUCCAAUCUAUCCAUUAACAACACAGUCUACUACUCAAAUAACAACAACGUCAUCAUCAACACCAACUACUACUAUGGCACAACCACCAUCUUUAAUCGGUUCGGCCGUUACAAAUCCUCCUUCUUCUCGUGAUCCAAGAUCAUCAUAUCAAGAAUUGGCGAAUUCAAAAACUGCCGAAGAAGUUUCUCAUCACAAUCAUCUUGUGCAAAGAUUCGAUUCAGCCAUAAAGAAAGAUCAAAUAUCUGUUUUUCAACCUGAUUACAGAACACAUUUUCGUUCAUAUCAGGAUGCAGUAUCAAGACUUUUACCUUAUCACAUUUUUGAUUAUCCACAAGAGGAUAUGAAAGCUAAUGAUCAAAUAAACGACUUAGAUGCAACAAAGGUUGCAAUAAAACAUUAUAAAAGAAAAAAAGCAAUUAUGGAUAAAUUUGAUGAACUUAUUAAAAAAGAGGCAAAGUUACCGUAUUCAAUUCACACAAAUCUUUGCGAGAAACUAAUUUAUGAAAAUGAAAAGGCAAAAACUGCAACACUUCGAGAAGAAUGUUUUCAACUUGCUGAACUUUUAAAGAAAACUCCAAGAUGA